AUGACUUUGACUCUUCUCAAAGAAGACAAGAAUGCAAAUUUGGAAGCGACCGAAGAGAAUCUGGAAGAGAUCAAUUUGAAUGAACCAGAGAAAGUGCAGAAUGCGGAUAUUCAGCAAAGCUUGACAGCUGAUAUAGCGCAGAAUUUUUCACAGCUACCAACGGUUUUGCCUCAAAUGGCAAGCGCUGUUUUUAGCUCGUUUUCCAACAUGUUGAGUAUGAAAAGUCGAGAACAGACUCCUGAUGAGGUAAAGCCGGAUUCAGGAUAUCAGGAGGUACAGUUUCAAAGACCCGAAGAUAUCGGUGUGCCUUUAAUGGGUGUGGAUGAGAGAGUGAAAGAGGUAGCCCCGCCGCCGAAGGAGCCUCCUAUUUCUGGUACUACAAAUUACCGCAUCACAACAAAGAAGAAGGCAUACGCUCAAAUACCAGGAUUAAGUUCUCGUGAAAAUACUCAAAAUUUACCUUUGCAUCCCCCUAUGAACCAUUCUAGUAUACCGCCAUUCUUCACUCCACCUACUUCAACUAAUGUAUUAAAUGAAGGUUCGGGAUUGGAAACCGAUCCAAUUAGACCAAAGGAAGUUAAUUUAUUCAAUCCUGUACAUACUGAAACAAAUAACGAAGGAACCGCUACAGUCCAUUCAGUAGUAAACUAUAAUGAACCUAAUUUAUAUGCUAAUAAAGUUGACGAAAAUUUUGGAACUAUAGAACAUGCAUCUAAUCAAACUGUACCGUUUUAUGGACAAUACGCUCAAACUGCAGCGAUCGCUCAACCAACUCCACCUAUAAUUCCGCCUCCUCCUAUGUUCUCUAAUGCACCUAGGAAAGAUAAUAAUACAGUAGGAAAAUCAGUCUUACCACCAUCAGUUGCAAGGCGGAUAUCUGCAAAUCAUCCAAUAAUUAAACCUACAAUGUCACAAGCUCCGGUUUUCGCAUCAAAUAUAUUUGUGCCCAAUUUAGAUCCUUCGACUACAGAUAAUUUGCAGAAUUUAUUUAAUUCUGGACACAGUCAGUCUCAAAAUAUAGUUUCGACUGUAUUCACACCGACGCUUGUAACAAAAUCGCAACCGACAAUUUGUAAUGUACCUGCAACUCCUUUAGUUGCUCCAGCUGUAACACAAGCGUCAGCUGUUCUUCAGAAUCAAAGCGAUUCACAAUCACUGGCAAUUUCUUCAGCAUCAGCACCUAAUGUACCAAGUGACAGUUUUAAUUUACAAUCAUCGACUUGGAAUAUAACAGCUCCGCCAACGAAUGUGUUAAAUAGUACCACAUCUAUUCAUCGAUCUAGUUUUAUUCAAGAGAACUCUGCUGAUGUAGUAAAUUUACCACCGUCAUCUACAAUUUUUUUCAACCCAGGACCAUCAAAUUCAUUACCACCUAUAAAUGUAUUUACACCGACUUCUGCAUUUAAUCGCCAAAAAACAUUAUCUUCAAGUGUUGAAGUACCACUACCAGCAAGUAAAACUCCUAGUUACCCUGGUGAGGACCUCUUACAGUCCUCUAAUCCAACAACGGAAUCCACCACUACAAAUAUUUGUCAAAACUCUGCAUCUAAUAAUGUAUUAGCAUUGGAUCAGAACACUUCAAAUUUGAUAAAAACAAUUCCAUUGAACACUCAAGAUAAUAUUUUACAGCCUUCAUCUUUUGCGCAAAACGUUCCAGUAGCUCCAUCUUUCUUUAAUCCUAGCACUGUGAAAACUGCUGAAAAUGAUUUAAUACAAAGUAAUCAAGAAAAUGUUAAACAUAUUAUCCCGCCUCCGGUGGCAGAUAUCCAUAAAUCGAUUGCUGAACCACCAAAAGCAAGUGGCAAUAUCAAUUAUAGAUUAAAUAAGAAACGGCCUCAAUAUUACGCCGGUCCAAUUGAAGGAGUUGGUUCAAUAAGUAAUAAUAUUAAACCCCUGCUACCUACAGUGGAACCGAGUAGUUUUCAAGGUGAUUUGUUUGUUCCUCAACAACCGAGCUUAGCACCGAUCGAACAAGAAUUAGUAGCACCUAAUAUUGAACAAGCUACUGUGCCAUUUGAUCUUAAUAAACAAGAAAAUACUAUGUACUCACAAUUUAAUGUAUCUAAUACACAAAAAUUUGCGCCACCUAAUGUGCAAUCUGAUUACAAUACAGCAUUCGAUUUAAGUAGACCAACCACAGAAAAAUACCAGGAACCACCACAGGAAUCUAAAGGGUUUGGUAUUAUUGGUUCUUUAAAAUCUAAACUUAGUUCUAUAGAUAUAAAUAAAAUCCAGAAUACUGUGACUACAUUCUUUGACCCUGCUUACAAUGAGGCUAAAAAAGAAGAAACAUUUAACCAAGAAAAUAUUUCUCAUGGCCAUCAGUCUAAUGCACAAGCAUCAUAUGGCUAUAACAACCAGGAAUUUGAAAUAUUUGUACCUAAUGAACAGCCUCCAAUACCUACACAAAAUUACGAUUAUCAGAACAGUCAAAAUAUGUCUAAUUAUUUUGAUCACAUGCAGUAUUAUCCAGUCCAAGACUCAUGUAAUUAUUAUCAGAAUCAAAAACAGACCAACUAUUACACAAAUUUACAACAAAACUAUGUAACCAAUUAUGAUAAAGAUCCACAUACUUCAACUGUUGUGAAUACGGCAGAAGCACCUGUUAAAGAUAAUCUGCAUAAUGCCUAUUUUAAUGACACUAACACUACAUCGUUUGAAAGUAUAGACAAACAACCUAUCGGUUCAGUUACGUUACAUGAAAAAAGUGAAUACAUACCAAAUGCAAAUGUACCUGAGCAAGAAAUUGCUCAAAAUCUGAGUAAGAAUGAUAUUAGUUUGUCUGCUCAAAACUUUUUCAGUUUUAUACCACCAACAUCACAGGAAAGUUCGCUAUAUAAAACAUCUGAUUCACAGCAGUCUGUUAAUUCGACAGUUUAUGAGAAUAAACCCGAAAAUGUAUUAAAUGUGACAGCACACCAAUUUUUUGAUAAUAAAUUACCAGUUACAGAAGAAACAGUAACAAAAGAAAAUGUCGAACCUCCAUUACAAGAAACUUCUCAAACUGAAGUUAAAGAUGAAAAUAUUCUUCCUCCAGCGAAUUUUUUCAGUUAUGAUUCUACAAGCAAAAAUAGUAAUGACGAUGUAUUAGAAAUUACAAAUAUACAAACUACUGUAAAUACAAGUGUAAGAUAUAAUAAUAGUACUAAACAAGUUGAAGAGAAAAAUGAUAUCUUAGCAAAAGAAGCAUUAUUAUUGUCUGCAAAAAAUCAUAUUCAAAUACCAGAGAAUACAUUUUCUAAUUUUAGAUUUGAUAUUGACAACAAAGAUAAAGAUCAAUUUCCGAUAAUUCAAAAUAAUCAGACAAUUAAUCAAGAAAAUGUAACAGAUAAUGCUGAAAUCGAAGCACCGGUAGAAUAUAGCACAAAUAAUAUCUCUGAUAAAUCUUUAGAAACUACGGAGCUCGAGUUUGCUUUGAAAAAUGUGUCUUUAAAUGAAAUACCGAAAAACGUGGAAACUGUAUCUAAUCGUGACACCAGUAUCAGUUCUUGUGAAAACAUCACAUGUAGAGAUAAACCGCUUCGUGGUAAUAGUCAGGAAAACGAUAGUGUAUCUGACUUUAAUAUAUGCGAAACAUGUAGAGAAGUUAAUAAACCAGAGGGUAAAGAAACGGAUGAUUUAACUUCACAGAUGAUAGAAAACAUCAUAGCACCUAUACAACUUCUGAAUCCUGUAGAGGUUCCAUUCACAGAAAGUAAUACUCCAGUUGACGAUCGGAUUGAUUUUGAUACAGAACAAUGUGUAGAAAUAUCUAAUAUAACUGAAGAAACCAUUGAAGCUCUUCAAGUACAAUCGGCGGCAAAACUUUUAGAUAAUGAAUCUGGGGAUAAUAUUUCUACCAGAGGCUAUGGAUGGUGUACAGACAAUACAAUGCCUACUUCGAAAGAUUUAAUAGAACACAAUUACGCUUUCCAAAUAGAUCCAAAUUCAAUUGGCUUUUACGGUGGAAAUUCUUUAUUUUUUGAUAAUAUUCCCAAUAACGCUAGUGAUGAAAUAAAAGCCGAGUACAAAAAUUCGUAUGAAGAUACACCUGUAGUGCUACCCAGACAAAUGAGUGUACCAACAGCACCUCCCGCACCGAAUAAUGACUUUAAGUCCGAUGAAACUGGUGGUUUAGAUGUGCACUCUAUAGAACAGGAUGCAAAGAAAGAUUUUCCUCUCUUUGAAGAAUUUGUUAUAGAUCCCUCGGAAACUGAUGAUGAUAAAAUAGAAUAUAAAGAACGAGAAAGAAGCUCAGACGAUCCUGUUCCAGAAGUAGAUUCGUUUACUGACAGAGUAGAGAAAUUUAAAAAAAUGGAAGAAACUGCAGUUGAGGAAAAUGAUGACAUAUUUGAUGCGCAGAAGUCACAGAGAAUUGAUCUAAUUACUAUGAACAACCCUGUUAUUACAAUAGCCUCUUAUUUUGAUACUGGAAACUACGCUGCAGAAACUCAUUAUAGAAAUUCGAUUUCUUCUCCAUAUAAUCAGUUCCAAGUGGGUUCACCUAAUAUACCUAUGCGCAUUCCGCCUGGUUUUGAGGAUGAAUACAAGAGAAGACUAAGUGGCAUUUCUUCAGAAAACUUAUUUGUAAACACUAAGAACGAACCGUACAUUCCUGAUACUUCCACACAAAUACGUCCUCCAGAGAUACCAACUUAUAGUUCGAUUCACAGGCCUGAUGAAGAACUACCUGUAACGCAAGAAAAGGAAUCGCGCAAAUCGUCAUGUGCAUCAGAGAAACUAAUUCCUUUAGCUACUAUUUUUGGUGACAAUAUGGCUGUGAAGCAAACGGAAAACUUUCAAAAAAUAGAAUCUGCGGAUAGUCAAAGAUUAAACCUUUCCUCAGAAAUUCUUUCUUCAGAAAUAUUACCACCUCCCUCUACUGUAUGCGGAAUGAGUCAAGAACAACAUUUGCCAACGUUGGAACCCAAAACAGAAGAAAGUAAUGUAAAGUUAGAUACACCAUUAUUUGGUGGCACUUCUUUGACUACCGAAAUUCCUGAAACAUCACGUAGUUUUCCCGAAAUACCUUCACAAACAGCAGAAAAGAAGCAAACCGAGACAAAAAUGUUACCCGAUCCGGUUAGCUUUUUCUCCACUCCUGAGAAUCCUGUUAAUAAACAAGAAGACAAUGAUAACAGUUUUAACAGAUUAGCAAGUUAUUUUACGACCCCAACGAAUACCGAUCCAGCCAAGUCUUUUUUUGAGUUGAGCCAAAGUCAAAAUCAUUACAGACAUGCUUCAAAUGAAAGUAAACCGAGUUCAAUGGAAAAUAAUAGUUUUCAGCAAAGUAGUCAAUCUAAUUUAGAUCAGAAACAUAUCCAAAACAUUCCACAUGAUAAGUCCAUAAUAAAUCUAAUGAAGGAUUUGACGUCCUUUCAACACUUUGAAAAUGACCAAAUAGUCAGGAGAGUAAAUUAUUUCACAACGGAAUAUAGUAAUGUAAAUAUAAACGAAUUAAAAAUAGGCGAACCAAGCUAUAGUCAAAUUGUAGAUAAAGAAAUAGGUAAUAAAGUCACCGAUCUAGAAAAUAAAAAUGAUAAUAAAAGUAAAUUAGAGGAAAUGACAGAUGAUGAAUGUUUUCUUUCGAUGGUAAUGAAUUGUAAAUAUUGCUGUAACAAUUGGGCUUCAUUAGAUAAACGUUAUAAAGUUAGGAAAACAAUGGAUAGCGGAAAUACCGAGUCUAAACGAGAAAGUGAUAGUAAUAUGGAGCAGGACAAGCCUGGCGCUAGUCACAAAGACGUCACAGUGAUUUUUCAAAAUAACGAAGAGCGAAAUGAAGACGUUGCUGUUAUGACUGAGCAACGCUCUAGCGCGGAGUACACCCCAGUCAAACACCACUGGUUCUACCGUGUGGACACAGAGAAAAAGUCCACAUGGAAAGGAUUCUCCUUUGCGGACUCGAAGGCUUUGGAGGAAGCGUUUCAUAGCCCCAACCUGAACGAGAAUACCCUGGUGCCAACAGAUGGUGGUCGCUAUGACGUGAACAUCAUAGGUCGGCUCAGGGUAGCCGUCUAUUGGGCGGACAAACCGACAAAUGUCAGGAGGUGCAGUUGGUUCUACAAGGGUACAACGGACCCCAGAUAUGUACCCUACACAGAAGCAGUCGCCGAAAAGCUCGAGGAGGAGUACCGCCACGGCAUGACAACUGGCGAAUGGCACAGGCGCCUGGUGCUGCCCAACAACGAGUCGGUGGUGAUGCACGGCCCCACCGUCAUGGUGCAUCUGCUGCAGAGUGCCACAGACAGCUUUAGCUCCACACCUGAUCAUGGAGAUCGUCGAAUGCUUUUAUGUAUGUACUUGGAUCAGAAACCGAGGUUUAUGAAAGAUCUCAUAAAGACCCAUGAGGAGGGAAGGGUAUUUUUAGUAGCGGGAACUAUAAUACCCAUUGAUAGCAAUGUAGCAGAAAUACCUUUUCCUAUCCUGAAUCCCCAGCUGUUCAACUUCGGCAAACGCGUAUACCGAAAUCCAAUAAAGAUUAAGGUGUCAGGAGACCAGCCCGAGAAAAUAGACCACUUGCUGCUCUUGGUUCACGGCGCGGGAGAGUACAGAAUACAGAAGGAGAAGACAGUUAUGGAUGACUUUAGAGCCACCAGUCUACAACUGCUGCAGUCGCAUUACAGGAAUUCAUACGACAACGGGGUCGUUAACAGGGUCGAGGUGUUGCCCAUAUCGUGGCACGCGACGCUGCACGCGGGCGAGGCGGGCGUGGACCGCCGCGUGGCGCAGAUCACGCUCGACAGCAUCCCGAAGCUGAGGAACUUCACCAACGACACCGUACUCGACAUAUUGUUCUAUACCAGUCCAAUAUUUUGCCAGACAAUAAUAGACACGGUGUGCGCGGAAAUGAAUCGAAUCUACAGGCUGUUCGUAUCGCGCAACCCACACUUCCGCGGUACAGUCUCGUUAGGUGGCCAUUCGCUUGGAAGCGUCAUACUAUACGAUCUACUCUGCCAUCAGCGGCCGAACGACAGCGACCCGUCGGAGAAGCACUACGUGUCCGGUACGGCCGGCACCGGACAGGCGGCCGUCCGGUACCCGCGGCUCGAGUUCUCGCCCGCAGCGCUCUACGCCUUGGGCAGCCCUAUAGCAAUUUUCGAGUGUAUACGCGGAGUGGAGUCCUUAGGCGCUGACUUCGUACUGCCAACAUGCAAACAUUUCUUCAACAUAUUCCACCCGUACGACCCUAUAGCUUACAGAAUCGAACCCCUGAUCAAUCCGCAACUGAAAAGUAUGAAGCCGUAUCUCAUCCCGCACCACAAAGGCAGGAAACGGAUGCACUUAGAACUCAAAGAGACGAUGGCGCGAGUGGGCGCCGACUUGAAGCAGAAGCUGUUGGAGUCACUGAAGACCACGUGGUCCAGUGUGUGGAGGACGCAGCCGCCGCCCAGCGACUGCCAGCUCGAGAAGGUGGUGGAAGAAGAGAUAGAGAAGGAGCAGCUGUGCGAAGAGAACAAAGAUGAUGUCUCGCAGGACAUUGAUCUGGAGGCGCCUGAUGUUCUGGGCAAGCUGAACAGCGGCCGGCGGAUAGACUACGUGCUUCAGGAGGCGCCCUUCGAGAUGAUCAACGAGUACCUGUUCGCCAUGAGCAGCCACGUCUGCUACUGGGAGUCCGAGGACACGAUGCUGAUGAUACUGCGCGAGAUAUACUCGAGCAUGGGCGUCCAGACGGACGGCAGUCUGCCCCAGCAGAGCCUCACAGUGCAGCGGACGCGGCUGCAGCGAGAGGAAGAAGCUCUCAGUUUGAGUACUACAGAUCACCCGUCGACGAGCCGCGGAGACACGUAUAGGAAAUGUAGUAGUUAACGUUAGUUAUAAACUUAUAGUUUUUAUGGCGGCGAAUGUAAAGAUAAGGGGGCGGGGGAUUGUUAGUGAUCCAGACUAGCAAGUCCUAUUGCUAGCACUGUACCCUGUUAGAUCGAUCACCACGUAGUCCUACCGGAAACAAUCGUGCUGUAUUCCAGGUGUAUUCAUCACGAUGGGCUAACUGACCUGCCUUUUCAUUCUCACUUAUUACUUCUCACUGGUGUCCCGCCAGUGUAUACCGUUAGCGCAGGCGGGCUUACCAUUAGAUUAUCCUACAUUAAAAAAAUAUAUAUAUAAAAAUUUAACCCUACAUUAUGAACUACAUAAUUCACUUUAUUAUAUAUAUAUAUAUAUAUAUAUAUA
Galleria mellonella (greater wax moth) is the source of this 8148-nucleotide messenger RNA. RefSeq lists its product as uncharacterized. Gene Ontology annotation, molecular function: metal ion binding. NCBI's taxonomy places the organism in Eukaryota, Metazoa, Arthropoda, Insecta, Lepidoptera, Pyralidae. Bases 1 to 7785 code for a protein of 2594 amino acids. Gene Ontology annotation, cellular component: COPII-coated ER to Golgi transport vesicle. The transcript is spliced from 21 exons. The record is from RefSeq and is a predicted model, not a curated record.